This is a messenger RNA of Pseudophryne corroboree (corroboree frog), 1523 nucleotides long. RefSeq names its product proteasome 26S subunit, non-ATPase 6 (gene PSMD6). Gene Ontology annotation, biological process: proteasome-mediated ubiquitin-dependent protein catabolic process. The record is from RefSeq and is a predicted model, not a curated record. NCBI's taxonomy places the organism in Eukaryota, Metazoa, Chordata, Amphibia, Anura, Myobatrachidae. Gene Ontology annotation, molecular function: protein binding. The transcript has 8 exons. Gene Ontology annotation, cellular component: proteasome regulatory particle. The coding region runs from base 180 to 1349 and encodes 389 amino acids.
AGUUGGUGUCGUUGCCGGCAGGUGUCGCUGUAUGGUGUGUCGAACUAUGAGAGCCGCAUAGAGGGUGCAAUUGGCGGCGCAGCCGGCAGGUGUCGCUGUGUCCUCGUUGUGCCGCAUUGUUAGAGGCAGUUUCCGGCGGAAGCGGUGACCGAGCAGUUCCCGGGACCGGAGCAGAGAAGAUGCCGCUGGAGAACCUGGAAGAAGAGGGGCUGCCCAAGAACCCGGACCUCCGCAUCGCGCAACUGAAGUUCCUGCUCAGCCUCCCGGAGACCCGCGGAGAUGUCAGGCUCCGUGCCGAGCUCAUGGAGGCCGUCACCCUCAACAAUAUGGCUCCCUACUACGAGAGCCUCUGCAAGCAGGUAGACUGGCAAGUAGACACAGACCUGCUGAAUAAGAUGAAGAAAGCAAAUGAGGAGGAGCUGAAGAGGCUCGAUGACCAGCUUGAGGAUGCAGAGAAAAACCUGGGCGAGAGUGAGAUUAGAGACGCGAUGAUGGCGCGAGCCGAGUACCUGUGUAGGAUCGGCGACAAGGAAGGGGCGCUUACAGCUUUCCGAAAGACGUACGACAAAACAGUGGCCCUUGGACAUCGCUUAGAUAUAGUGUUUUACCUGCUGAGAAUUGGUCUGUUCUACAUGGAUAACGACCUUAUCACACGAAACACAGAGAAAGCUCGCAGCCUCAUUGAGGAAGGAGGUGACUGGGAUCGCAGGAACCGGCUGAAGGUCUAUCAGGGACUGUACUGUGUGGCUAUUCGAGACUUUAAGCAAGCAGCUGAACUCUUCCUGGACACUGUUUCCACGUUCACUUCCUAUGAGCUGAUGGAUUACAAGACCUUUGUUACAUACACCGUGUAUGUCAGUAUGAUAGCAUUGGACCGUCCGGAUCUGCGAGAGAAGGUCAUCAAAGGCGCAGAGAUCCUAGAAGUGUUACACAGUCUGCCCACAGUCCGGCAGUAUCUCUUCUCUUUAUACGAGUGUCGUUACUCUGUUUACUUCCAGUCUCUGGCGGCUGUGGAACAGGAGAUGAAGAAGGACUGGCUGUUUGCCCCCCAUUACAGAUACUACGUCCGAGAGAUGAGGAUUCAGGCGUACAGUCAGUUGCUGGAAUCGUACCGAUCACUGACUCUAGGUUACAUGGCUGAAGCUUUCGGGGUCGGCGUAGAAUUCAUAGACCAGGAGCUCUCCAGGUUUAUUGCGGCUGGAAGACUACACUGCAAGAUAGACAAAGUGAAUGGCAUUGUAGAGACCAACAGGCCGGAUAGCAAGAACUGGCAGUACCAGGAGACCAUAAAGAAAGGCGACUUGUUACUGAACAGAGUACAGAAGCUCUCCCGUGUAAUUAACAUGUGAAGACGCACACUUUUAACUGGGCUGAAUGAGUCACGUGCUGAAGACCUUUACGUUGUGUAUAAAUAUCUCGCUACUUUCGGAAGAUUAUUGUGUAGUUAGGGUUUUUACAGUUUUACUUUAUGUAAACAAUCCAGGAUGUAUAAAACAAAACGAAUUAAAAAGAAAAAAAAAUCA